CGCGAAGUUAACACAACCACCCCAGAAGAAUUCAAAUCGAAACUCUCACGAAGCCACUUCGAACUACGAGACACAGUUAUUAGCAAGCAGUGGCCCAUCGUACACCAGGACGUGUCCGGCGUGAGGAAGCCCGCGAGCGCGCUGCUCGGCAGCAAGCAUCACCACCAGCACCACCGCCGCGGCCGCUGCGCACGCUCCGGCAACCGCCAAUACCACCGUCCUCACCGCGACGCGCGCACCUUAGCCCAUCCCCCGCCCCCGCGGAAGCUGCCGCCCCCGCUACCACUCGCUACGAUGACGGCCUCCGCAGAAGCCCACUCGGCGCGGUACGAGCCCAUGGAGUCGGUUCUGCUCUUCCACAACCUAGUUGGCGCCGGCGGGGUCAGCAUGGAGUCGCUCCAAGCGGCGGCUUCGAUCCUAAUGAACAAUCCGCUCGUCGACGCUACCCACGACCGCGAGCGCUUCGAGCCCGAUGCCCUGCGGAAACACGUCUUCCACAUCAUUGAGGACGACGGCAUGGCUCCUGUCGAUCCGGCGCUGCUGCAUCGUGCUACCGUAAAGCUGUACGAACGCUUCAGGAAAACGAUUAUAGCUUCCAUCAGGGAGGACGAGAAGCAGUACUUUCAGAUGCAGCGUGACAUCAAGGAAAUCACAGCUGGACAUUGGGAUGAGAGAUUGCAAGUAGACUAUCGUGAGAGGACGAGGACGAGGAGUAGGAGUAGGAGCGAGAGCAGGAGUGUUUCGCCGGAGAAGGGAGAGUCACUCGCCGCCGAGAAGACGGCAUCCCCCGCGCUGCGUCCAGUGGUGGAGGUUGUUGUCAAACGGCCUACCCUGGUUCCCGUCGUAGCUCCCGGGCCGAUUGUGAGGAGUGAAAUGCCACGGCUGCCACCGGCUACGGCCAAGACACCUGUUUCGGUCGCAGCACCGAAGGAGCCGAAGCCGGCGGAGCAAGAAAGAGCGGGGAGUACCCCAGCACCGUCAGUGGUGGUGGCUCCACGGCGUCCCAAGACACCACAGACGCCUGCGGUUCCCGCGGUUCAAGCUCCUCCGACAACCAGAUCUCUUCCGCCUCCGCAAGCGCAAGUGAUUCCGCCUCCUUCUCCGCCGCCUCCACCUCCGCCGCCGCCUCCCCCUCCUCCUCCCAUCGAGGUUCCUUUCGUGGUCACUCCUCAGCUCGUGAACGCGCCGCCAGCGCAAAAUCAAUUGGACUCUGCAAAGAAGCCUAUCCCCCAAACGGGUUCUCUUGCGCCGACCCAACCCGCAACACCUAUUCACGUUUUGCCCGAGCGAUCCCCGGUGCCGCAGCUCUCGAAGCCUCCUAUAAGAGGAAGUUCGAAAGCACGGUUGAAGCAGCAGCAAGAGGCACAGGAACGGCAGAGGCAACAGCUGCAACAACAACCGCCUCCCCCUCCUCCUUCAUUUGCACCUUCGGCGGCAGCUCCAGCUCCAGCUCCACCACCACCUCCACUAUCACCACCCCCGCCGCUUCUGGAGGUACCGCCUCCACCACCCCCACCACCCACGUUUCAGGUGCGCCCACGACCAGAAGCUGCGAUUCUGCCACAGCCACCGCGGCUCUCGACAGAUACCCGAAAACAACAGCACGGCCAGGUUGCAACGCCGCCUCGCCCUGCAGGCCGACAGCUACCACCGGUACCCGUUCAUUCACAGCAGAUUCCGGUCACACCUUCGCACUCCCCUAUUGCUCCCCAGUCAGCGGCCAAACCCAUCCAAACUCCCCGCACAGCACCUCCGAGAAGCAUCAUUCCCGGCUCCGUAUCGGCCGGACUCCCAGGACAGCCUCCCAUACCCGUUCCAGCUCGACCUUCACCUGGUACACUCGGUCUUCUCGUGAAGACGGGAGAACGGCUUCAUAACAGCAAGGCCCCAGAACAGCGCGCCACACCUUCCCAGAGUCCACUGCAGUCGUCGCAAUCUCCUGCGCGCCCACCGCACAUAUCGCCCGCUCGAUCGUCCCCUGCACAUGGUCCGCACCAGGUGCGUGUGAACCACGGAGGAGUGCCACCGCCACGACAGCCUGUGUUUGUGCCAGGUCCACCGGUGACACCGCAACACGGUGUACGCGCGCAGCCGAUGCCACUACCACAUCUGCCGCCAGUGCCCGCUUACGGCGUCAUGUAUGCACCUCAGAACAGUCCCGGCGGCACGCCGCAAUCAAUCCAUCACCCCAUGCAGCAGCAUCCGCAUCCGCAUGGCUUCUCGUCGCCUCACGGCGGGAGCCCACAGUACGGACCAUACGCCUUCACACCGCCGCCUCCGCAGAACACAAUGCAUCCUCACAACCAGCAGCAGCAGCCAAUGCCACUCCCGCCGAUGCAGCAGAUGCAGCUACACCCCGCACUCCCCGUGACGGCAGGCGCAAGGAAUGUGCUCCAGCCAGCCGUACCAAGCACCAUGCCCCCUCCUGUGGGAUACGAUCCCGGCUCGCCCGUCCAGCCCAGCUCGAACGAUAUCUCGCCGAUCAGCACUCCACCCGGGUCGCCAUUGCCGCAUGCACGGCCGAAGCCCGCCGCGACAGCAACUGCUACUCCCUGUCAAGCUGCCCCAGGACACGCCGGCGCGCCGAAGUCGCUCGUUGCUAUCGCCGCGAAACCGGAUGCGAACAAGGCGGCGGCCGCCUCUGCAAGCAAGAAGGGCAAAGCGGCUAUCGGUCGGCCUAGGAAGCGACCGUUGGAAGUAUCAGAGCUGGCGGCUGAAGGUGGCGAGGGCCCGUCGUCGUCGGUGGGAUCGGUAUCGGCGAAGAAGGAGGGUGUUGCUGCUGCUUCAGCGCCGCCUAAGAGGCCAAAGUUGAAGGAUGUACUCGAUUCUGCGGGCGAGGGCUUUCCGAGCACUCCGUCGGCGAGAGGGGGCCGUGGCGGUUCAAGAGGAGGCAAGUCUACGAGAGGAAAUGGACGCGGGAGGCCGCGUGGAUCCACGAAGGCUACAGCUGGUGCUAGGACUACGGGGCUGGAGAGACGGGAUAAGGAGAAGACGGCUGAUGCACAGAGCGAUACCGCGCCGAAGACUCCCGGUCCUGCUAGGAGCGCAACUCCGUCGAAACCGGCGGCUACAACUAAGAAUUCGCUGCCCCCUCCGCCGACCAGGAGAAGCCCCGACACCCCUUCGACGAAGGCCCUUCCUAUCAACACACCAAAGAGGGAAUCUACAGAAACUCCGUCGACUUUCACGGAAACGCCAGCCGAGCCUGCCGCUAGGAAGGCGAGCGAUGGAGAUGCCGACAUGAAAACCCUCGAGCCGGAGAAGCCUGCGGAGUCCCCUGCUGCCGCAUCGUCAUCGCCGGUCGCGCAUCGCUCGCGCAAGCGUAAGGCGAGUUCCCCGCCGGAGGGGGGCACGGACGACACAGAAGACGAGCAGGACCAGAGCUCCAACGUGUCGCCGAGCGUUUCUCGGCCUCCGCAGCCACGCGCGCUCACGAUCCCGCCGCCCAUGACCCUGACCGCCGGGCAGCAGCCGAUGAUUACUGCCUACAGGAGGUUCAGCGGGCUGGCUACCCCGCUGAUCGGAAAUAUCUUCUCCCACAAGUUCGCAAACCUCUUCUCGGCGCCUGUGCCGGAGCGGUUGGCACCUGGCUAUAAGAAUCUCGUCUUCAGACCGCAGGAUCUCAAGAGCAUCAAAGCAGCCGUCAAAGCCGGCGCCGUGGCGAUGCAAUCGCUAUCGACCACCAGCGCCGUCGCGACGCCGACAACCGCGGACAUGCCACCUCUGUACCCCAGCACGUCCUCGACCGUCGUGACCACCACGACGGUCACCACGCCCGCCACCACGGCCGUCACCCCGCCCCGCGGAAUCGUCAACUCCCAGCAGCUCGAGAAGGAGCUGUUCCGCAUGUUUGCCAACGCGGUCAUGUACAACAAGAUCUCGACCGAGAUCGUCAAGGAAACGGUCGAGAUGGCGAAGACAGUGCAGGCUAUGGUUGAUGACUUUCGGGGCGCGGAGGAGGUGGGCGCGAAGAAGAGACUGCUCGCUACCAAGGCCGUCGAGGAGAGGGAGCGCGAGGAGAGUGAGAGUGCUGCUGGGAGUGUGCUUGGUGAGGGUGAGGAUCUGGGGGAUAGAAACAGGAAGACUCCUGUGAGGGGGAAGAAGCCGAGGAAGAAGGGGAGGAUCUCGGCGGCGCAUGCUAUGGCGGAGAAGAGGGAGGAGGAUGUCAAGGAGUAGAGAUGUGUGUACUCCCGCGUUUUCAUGGAUCCCUUGCAUCUACAUUCUGCCAUUUCUUAAGGAGGCUAUAUGGAGGUAAUGAUGUAGGAAUGAUGGUCAUUCUUCAUUCUUCAUUCUUCUUCUCUCUGCUCGGUUUAGUUACUCUCCAACUCCAACUCUUUUUACUCUUUUUACUCUU
Molecule: messenger RNA, 4354 nt
Organism: Tricharina praecox
Lineage: Eukaryota; Fungi; Ascomycota; Pezizomycetes; Pezizales; Pyronemataceae
Exons: 4
Coding region: 295-4176 (1293 amino acids)
Cellular component (GO): NuA4 histone acetyltransferase complex
Molecular function (GO): protein binding
Source: RefSeq, a predicted model, not a curated record